CUAAUUUGACCAAAACUUAGGACAAACACAUAUCCAUCAUCAAUAAAGAAAAAACAAACUCCAUCAAAUACUCUCCCUUUCUUCCCUUUUUUAUCAUCAAUCAACAAACACAUAAACGUUACUCUUCCUUUUUAUUUAUUCAUUUUUUUGAAGGAAUGGUUUUUGAAAAAUGGCAGUAGAUCUAAUGCUGGGUUCAUCUUCUUCAAACCUCUCACUUUCUCUCUCCUCUUCAAAUCAUCAUCAAAUGGAAGAAGCCAUUGCUCAUGAAACUUCUGCCGGCCUUCAAAGUGUUCAUAAUUUCCUCCAUCUUCUCUCUCCUCCUAAUAAUAAUAAUGAUAAUAGUAAUAUGGAGAGUGAUUCGAAUUAUCAAGCCGUAGCAGACGACGCCGUUUUCAGGUUUAAGAAGGUUAUUUCUCUUCUGGGUCGGGCUCGGACGGGCCACGCCAGGUUUCGUCGGGCACCCGUUGCUGUUGACCAUAAACCACAGCAUCCGCAUCAAAACGGUGUCGUUUUAUGUCCAAAGCCACUUCAGCAAAUUCCUCCUCCGCCGAUGAAGAUGAACGCCUUGAACGGGUAUGAUUACGCGACCAAGGUGGUAGCACCGACGGCUACGAUUAAUUUCUCGUACUCGGCGGGGAACUCCGUUAAGUCAACGUUGACUGCUGACGUGGAUAAUAAGCAGGAUAUUUUGAUGAAUAAUAAUCACCAUCAUACAAUUAAUACUCCUCCGUGUGCUGCUGCUGCGAAUAGUACCAACACAACGACGUCGUUUCAGAUGACGAAUUAUUCCGGGAUGGUUUCGUCGGUGGGAAGACCGCCUCUUUCUCAUACGUCGUCGUUUAAGGUUAGGAAGUGUUUUUCCGAGAAUGGCAAGUGUGGUGGGCCCUCUGGUCGUUGCCACUGCUCUAAGAAGAGGAAAAUGAGGCAAAAGAGAAUCGUGAGAGUACCAGCAAUAAGCGCGAAGAUGGCAGACAUACCACCCGAUGAUUAUUCAUGGAGAAAGUAUGGUCAAAAACCUAUCAAAGGAUCCCCACAUCCAAGAGGAUACUACAAGUGCAGUACAGUGAGAGGGUGCCCAGCGAGGAAACAUGUAGAGAGGGCUUUGGAUGAUCCAAAUAUGUUGGUGGUAACCUAUGAAGGGGAGCACAACCACUCUCUUUCCGUCGUCGAAACCUCCAGCCUCAUCCUCGAGUCUUCUUGAAGAUUAUUCAUUUGAUCAUAGCUUAGUAAUUAUGGAGUAGUUAUCAAUCAAUUGAACAAGAUAAAAAAACGAUGCAUGGUAGUAAACUCUCAGAUCUAUAGCAUAGCUGAAGUAUUAUCUAGUCAUCUUGCUAUCAUCUCGAAGGAGAUUAUAGUGGAUUAGGUUAAUAGUAAGUAUGUAAUACUUUACUUAAUUGAUUGAUUACUUCUUUUUUGUACACAUUUGCAUGCAUGAGAAACUUCAACUCCUCAAGUAUAAUAUAUAGACACAAAUAUGGUGGGUUUGGUAGAUUCUAAUUUAAGAUAGAGGUGAACAAAAAAAUAGGGUUCCUUGGCAUCUUGUGAUAAUUA
Chenopodium quinoa (quinoa) is the source of this 1551-nucleotide messenger RNA. RefSeq names its product probable WRKY transcription factor 15. Gene Ontology annotation, biological process: regulation of DNA-templated transcription. NCBI's taxonomy places the organism in Eukaryota, Viridiplantae, Streptophyta, Magnoliopsida, Caryophyllales, Amaranthaceae. The coding region runs from base 170 to 1201 and encodes 343 amino acids. The record is from RefSeq and is a predicted model, not a curated record. Gene Ontology annotation, molecular function: DNA-binding transcription factor activity; sequence-specific DNA binding. The transcript is spliced from 3 exons.